Harmonia axyridis is the source of this 1351-nucleotide messenger RNA. Its product is annotated as retinol-binding protein pinta-like. NCBI's taxonomy places the organism in Eukaryota, Metazoa, Arthropoda, Insecta, Coleoptera, Coccinellidae. Gene Ontology annotation, cellular component: membrane. The coding region runs from base 415 to 1263 and encodes 282 amino acids. Gene Ontology annotation, molecular function: phosphatidylinositol bisphosphate binding. The transcript has a single exon. The record is from RefSeq and is a predicted model, not a curated record.
AUUGAAUUUAAUUACUAAAUCAACAUGACACCGGAAUAUUUUUCGUAAAUAAUGAUAUGCCAAAAUAAAAUUUAAUAUGAUGAUAUUACAUAAUUAUUCUCCCACUACACUCUGAUUACCAUGCAAAAAGAUUCUUCAUGAUCAACGUAGUCAUACGUUCAUUACCGUCAGUUCCUUGUUUCAAGGUCAAUCAUAUUUACAUCAAAACAAAUAGUGCUCCUCUAGAGUGAUAAGUUUCCAUCCAUAUCGAUCAAGUGGCUAUACUAAAAUCGGAUUUUCUCUUCUAUCGCAAACAUUAGAAACGUGAAUAUUGCCAAUAUUAGUAGUACAACACGAUUUCUAACACCUCGACGCUUUGAAGGUCAAUGACAGUGAAUCAAUUUGUGCUCAAAUCGUGUUUCAUUCGAAUCAAUUAUGUCGGCAGAAGUUGAUAGUGAAUAUCCAGCGAGCAUAGAACAAUACGCCCAGACUAUCCUGCACGAAACCACAGAGAGCAGAGAGAAUGGCCUUGACGAGUUGAAGAAAUGGGCGGAGGAGAAUUCGAAUUUACACGUAAGAACCGAGGAGAAAUACAUCGUUCCCUUCCUUAGGGGCUGUAAAUAUGACGUGAAGAAAACCAAGGAAAAACUCAAGAACUUCUAUCUUAUGCGCAGGGACGUGCCAGAAUGGUUCAGCAAUAGGAACCCGAACUUGCCGCAAAUACAGGAAUUGGUGAAAAUGGGUACAUUUGUGGUGCUCAAAAAUACUUACGAGAACAAGUUAGUGAUGGUUGUCAGGCCUACAAUACCCGAUCCUUCGAUUUACGAUCUAGAUACGAUCAUAAAAGCCGGGACUAUGGUUCUGGAUAUAGCUGUUAUGGAAGAAGAACUAGCCCAGAUAUAUGGUGUUUACGCGAUCAUAGACCUGAAAAACACCGGAUUCCGGCAUGUGAGGCAAUACACGCUAACUAGAAUAAAAAACAUCGUCAAUACAUGGCACAACUAUCAUUGUAGACCCAAAAAACUGAUGUUUAUAAACGCCCCGACCUUUAUUCAUGUAGUCUUGAAUAUCUUUAAGAGUUUCAUGACGCAGAAAUUGAAAAAAAGGAUUGAAGUCAGCUACGAAGGCAACUCGGCCCUGGAGAAGGCUAUCGACAUAUCGAUACUACCAAAAGAUUAUGGUGGUGAAAAAGAGACGGUAGCAGAAUUAGGACGGCAAUGCUCAGAAAAAUUGACUUCGUAUUCUGAGUGGUUUGCGGAAGACGAAAAAUAUAAGGCUGAUUGAAUAUGCAGCGCUUCUGAAGGAUAUCUCUUUCAUAUUUAUUUAUAUUAUUCAUAUGGAGUUACAUCAGCAAUAAAAAAUGUGUACACUA